CAAACUGUGUUAGGCGGAGAAGUAUGCCACGUGGAAGUGGUUGAACAUAAUGAACCGAAAUCCAGAGUAAAAGGCCAAAGGGCAAUGCGCAAGGUUGUUUGGUUGUUCUCUCCACCACACAAACAAAAUGCCUUUGUCUUUCUCUCUCACUUCUUUUGGGGUUGUGAGGAAAGUGUUGGGGAAUCUUAUAACAGAUAUUGUUAAACCAAUGGGUGGAAAUUGGCACUUAGCAAGAAGAGGAGAAAGACUUGUAUCAUUUAAAGGUAGUGUAAGGCUUGCACAUACAACGUGCCGAAUCUCUGUCCCUAGGACCUUCCCAAGAAAUGAAGAAAAGGCCUUGUCUAAUAUCUCAAGGGAUAAGAAGACAGUUCCAGAAGCAGAUCCUCCCAGUAUCAAAGAUGUUCAUCUUUUGUAUGAAUUUUUGGACCAGAGUACCAAGCUCACGGUAUUAACUGGAGCUGGAAUCAGUACAGAGUGUGGCAUCCCCGACUACAGAAGCCCCAAUGGAGCUUAUAGUUCUGGUUUCAAACCGAUAACCCAUCAGGAGUUUCUCCGUUCAAGUCGAGCUCGGAGGAGAUAUUGGGCAAGGAGCUAUGCUGGGUGGAGACGAUUUACAGAGGCACAACCAUCUGCUGCCCAUACUGCUUUGGCAACACUAGAUAAAGCUGGCCGGAUUGAUUUUAUGAUUACCCAAAAUGUUGAUAGGCUGCAUCAUCGUGCUGGUAGCGACCCAUUAGAAAUACAUGGGACUGUAUACACUGUAAUUUGUAUAGAUUGUGGAUAUUCCUUUUGCCGGAGCUUAUUUCAAGACCAGUUGAAAGCCCUUAAUCCAAAGUGGGCGGAAGCAAUUGAUAACUUGGACCAUGGAAACCCUGGAUCAGAUAAGAGCUUUGGCAUGAAACAAAGACCUGAUGGUGAUAUUGAGAUUGAUGAAAGAUUUUGGGAGGAGGAUUUUAUAAUCCCAACAUGUCAUAAGUGCAAUGGAGUUCUCAAACCUGAUGUUGUCUUCUUUGGUGACAAUGUUCCCAAGGACCGAGCUGAUAUGGCAAUGGAAGCGUCCAGAAGAUGUGAUGCUUUUCUUGUUCUUGGGUCGUCACUGAUGACCAUGUCUGCUUUUCGACUUGUCAGAGCAGCUCACGAGGCCGGUGCUGCUACUGCAAUUGUGAACGUGGGUGUGACGCGUGCUGAUGAUUUUGUUCCCUUGAAAAUCAAUGCACGAUUGGGUGAGAUCCUGCCAAGAGUACUUGACAUGGGAUCUAUAAGCAUACCUGCUAUAUAAUGAUGGUAGAUGAAAACAUGUAUGAAGUUAUCCACUAGCCCAACUUUCUUAUACACUCUUCUUCAGGUAAAAUCUAAACGUCGCCACUCCAUUGGACAUCUCUUCCUGACUCUUCAAAUUCUGUAUAUGCCACUUUUCACCAUAAUUACCUGAAAAUUAAAAUGCAUUGGGUGAAGCAUUUUCAACUUCAGAAAUAAUGAAGUGAUGCUUGCAGAGGAUACAUGCACGUCCUGAUGAUUGUUGUAACACGACAUUCUAGAUUUUUAGAAAUGAUUGUGUGAUCUAUUUUUGCUCUGAUUAACUUUCAUUGAUUAAGAGCUUCAAGCUCUAAAAGUGUUGCGUUCUCAUUAGUGACUGCAAAAUUGCUCCAAUUUCA
Vigna radiata var. radiata (mung bean) is the source of this 1655-nucleotide messenger RNA. Its product is annotated as NAD-dependent protein deacylase SRT2. Gene Ontology annotation, molecular function: NAD-dependent protein lysine deacetylase activity; NAD+ binding. NCBI's taxonomy places the organism in Eukaryota, Viridiplantae, Streptophyta, Magnoliopsida, Fabales, Fabaceae. The transcript has 11 exons. Bases 128 to 1279 code for a protein of 383 amino acids. The record is from RefSeq and is a predicted model, not a curated record.